GCCUAAAGCGGGACGUAUGGAAUGUCUGUAUUUGUUACCGUUGGAACAACUUUUUUCGAAGACUUGGUGGAGAAUGUGACCAGCAAAAAUGUAAUACAGAUGAUGCAGGAAUUUGGAUAUUCGAGUCUCAUAAUUCAAUAUGGAAGAGGAAAAUUUCCUGUUUUACCUGACAGCAAUAACUUUCCAUGUGAAACAUUCGACUACAAAUCGUCCAUUACAAAAUAUAUUUCAGAUGCUGCACUUGUUAUUAGUCAUGCUGGGGCUGGCAGUUGUUUGGAAGUUUUAGCUGCUGGAAAACCUCUCAUUGUUGUUAUUAAUGAGAAGUUGAUGGAUAAUCAUCAGCAUGAAUUGGCUGAACAGCUCAACAAAGACGGACAUUUGCUCUAUUGUACACCAAGUACUCUUGUAAAAGCAAUCAAAUCCAUCCAGAUGACAAAAUUGCUGCCAUUCCCACCAGCACGAGCAGAAAAAUUUGCAAUUUUCAUGGAUAGCUACUUCAGUGUAACAUGAAUACAGCGAUACGUCAUUGAGUAUGCAUACGGACAACUGAUUACUUAACAUUGACUUAUAUUCAGGUAUUUGCUCUGAGUGGGCCCUGUACAAGCACAACUGCUAAAAAGUGUGGGGUGUGGAAGACUGCAUCUGUACAACUAAUAGCUGAAAAGUGGGGACUUAUAUCAUUACAUCGUUUAAGAAGACUUAUAUUUUCAUCUUUAGUUUUUGUUUCAACAUGGGGAAAAAAUGUUUGAGACACACAGAAGUGGUUUCAUGCAUAACAGCUGAUACUUCUUUUUGAUUUAUGUCUAUUAAAAUCUCAACAGUCGCAACAAUCUGGGUGUAUCAGUGAUCUCUGUUAUAGUUAAUAGUUUUUCUGAUGGUAAAAUUGGGGAUACUUCAGGGUUACCACACCGAAUACUUUUCCAGCUUCUAGAAACCUUCACACCUCUUGCAAAACCUGAAGUUCAACUGAUGCUGCAUACUACACCAUGAAUGAUAAGUCAACUGAUUCGCAGGUCACAAAGUGAUUUCAGGUGCAUUGGCUUGAUGAUGGAUGAUACAAUGGUAAGGCAUCCAGCAAUCUUCAUGUACAUCAUCUCCCAUGGUAUUUAAACCUGCACAGGGCAGUUAGAGGGGAGAUGCAGGUUUUAGAGCUUACCACAUUGAACCAAAAGUGUAACUGCGAUUUAUACAACUAAGCCUAGUUUGAGUUUCAAAAAUAUGUGCAAAAUGCAUCAUUGUGACGUUUAUUAAUAAUUAUUUCACUUCUGAUGAAUUCUGCUAUGAUAACCUGUCUCUAAGACUAGGAAUGUCUCGUGAGCGAAGAAGUUAAAUCUGACUAGUUUACACUUUGCAUCUAGGUUGUAUUGCUUUUAAGCACAAUUUGGUAUAGAAAUUCCAAAUUUUUUUUAUACAAUUCUCAUAACUUUAGAUUUGGAGUUUGCAUUACAUUUUUGCUGUUCUGACCUUUGCACAAAGCCCAUUAUUUUCUGUUUCAUUGUAUUAGAGUUGCGAUAAUAAUCUUCUCAAAUAAACAU
Styela clava is the source of this 1535-nucleotide messenger RNA. RefSeq names its product UDP-N-acetylglucosamine transferase subunit ALG13-like. The record is from RefSeq and is a predicted model, not a curated record. Gene Ontology annotation, molecular function: hexosyltransferase activity. Gene Ontology annotation, biological process: dolichol-linked oligosaccharide biosynthetic process. NCBI's taxonomy places the organism in Eukaryota, Metazoa, Chordata, Ascidiacea, Stolidobranchia, Styelidae.